This is a messenger RNA of Alexandromys fortis (reed vole), 2642 nucleotides long. RefSeq names its product SRY-box transcription factor 15 (gene Sox15). NCBI's taxonomy places the organism in Eukaryota, Metazoa, Chordata, Mammalia, Rodentia, Cricetidae. Gene Ontology annotation, biological process: positive regulation of transcription by RNA polymerase II; anatomical structure morphogenesis; negative regulation of transcription by RNA polymerase II. The record is from RefSeq and is a predicted model, not a curated record. The coding region runs from base 1955 to 2638 and encodes 227 amino acids. Gene Ontology annotation, molecular function: DNA-binding transcription factor activity, RNA polymerase II-specific; RNA polymerase II cis-regulatory region sequence-specific DNA binding. The transcript has 2 exons.
GAUGAUAUUCUGGAAAUUGCUGCAUACUUAAUUCUCCAUACCCAGUUAUUCUUCUGGUCCAGAGGUUUGUGCUUCAGGCCUUGCUGUUUCCUCCCUCCCCUUGGUUGCUUGAUAGAGUUGGGCCACUCCUAAACCCUGAGUCACAGGAGGCUAGGCAAGACUGCUUGAAGCUGGAUCUGUUCCUGCUAGGAGCUGAGAGUCUGGGCAGGCUAUUUAAUCGGAUUAUCUGGGGCCCCGGGCACAGGCUGGGCUUUCAUCAGAGGUGAAAAUAGGGUUCUCUUAGCAUGGCCUCUGGAACACAGGAGGGUCAGCACGUAUUUCUGGCCUGGUGUUGCUCUGACUCCAGAAUCCACAUCCUUGACCUUAGCUUUUGGGGUCUCCAGGGAGAAGAGGUAUGAUUAUAGAGUUGGAAGACUCCAGACCUAUGUUGGACAGUACACUGAGGGCUGAAGGUGAUCCUAAAGAGGGCGGCCCUGAAUGUCUUGACAGAGAAGCCAUGACCUUAAAAUGUAGUGAACUUAGAUCCUUAAAUAUUUACCAGGGGUUGGAGAAAUGGCUCAGAGGUUAAGAACUCUGGAUGCUUGCUCUUCCAGAGGACCUGAGUUCAAUUCCCAGCAACCACAUGGUGGCUCACAAUCUUCCAUAAUGAGAUCUUGUGCCACCUUCUGGCCUGAAGGGAUACACGCAGGCAGAACACUGUAUAUAUAAUAAAUAUGUCCAGGUGAUGGUGUUAUACACCUUUACUCUCAGUACUUGGGAGCCAGAGAUCCAUCUGCCUUGUAAGUACCUGAUACAUCCUGUUUGUUUUUCAGGACAGAGUUUCUCUGUGUAGCCCUGGUUGUCCUGGAACUCGCUUCGUGGAUCGGGCAUCUAUCUGCCUGUCUCUGCCUCCCAAGUACUGAGAGUAAAGGCAUGCAACACCAGAGCUGUAUGGUGCAGUCCUUGUCUCAAAUAAUGACAUUGAAAAAAGUAUAUAUCAGGGCAGUAAAGAUAGUUCAGAGGACCUGGGAGUGGUGGUACAAACCUUUAUUCCUAGCACUCAAGAGGCAGAGGCAGACGAAUCUCUUGAGUUUGAGGUCAGCCUGGUCUACAAAGCAAGUUCCAGUACACAGCUAGAACUGUUACACAGAGAAACCCUGUCUUAAAAACAAAACAACCAAAAAAAAGUAUCUCUGGUGCAGAGUCCUUUGGCUGCAAGUGCUUGAGUGUUCUCAUCUGCCCAGGCACCUGCUGGGAUGACUCAGAAAACAAAAAUGGCCAUAGCCCAUCUUUGAGUUUCUUACCCCUGGGGCAGUUCAGGAUUUGAGGAUCAACAGGCACCGGAAAAAGUAUUGAGUAGGGAGUGACCCUGGGGACAUCUGAUGCUCAAGCUUGAUCCCACCAAGGAAAGGAAUUUGCUUUAAAUUGCUGGUAAAAAGUUGACAAUUUAGCCAUUGGGGCCGUUAAGCCUGACAUCCAGACCUUGGGUGGAGAGGGGGCGUGGUGCCCCAGGGGAGGUGUCUGGGCUGUGGAGAACAGGACACCUGAGUUUGUGUCGGGACAGCACAGCCUCUGGGAGGGAUUGGGGGAGGAGUCGGGCUUUAAGAACCUUCCACCAAGGCUGAGCACAGGUGGGGAAGUUGUGUGGCACCUGGGUUCGCUCCCGGCAGCUGUGGGAGCCUUGGAAACCAAGAACCUCACCGAGUUGCAGCCUCCACGGAAGACUCCGUCCCGCCCCAGCAGAGGGUAGGGAGCGGGACUGGCAGUAGCUAGACUUGAGGGAGCACAACCUCUUCAGGACACUGGCGACAGACUAGGAUUCAAGGAUUCAGCGUUCCGCCUUCCAGAGGUGACGAAUUCACUCCUGGGAACAAAGGUUCGAGUCAAGGACUCUGGAAGAUACUUAAGUACCCAGACUUCACUCUGGGAGGAGGGCAUUCAAGACGCCCUCUCAAAGACGCUUUACUUUCAACCCAUGGCGUUGCCCGGCUCCUCACAAGCCCAGACUUGGGGCUUGGAGCCUCCGGUCCCCACAGCCUCUUUGUCCUUGCGACCUCAGGAGCAGGAGGGUGCCGGGAGCCCUGGAGCGUCUGGGGGUCUUCCGCUGGAGAAGGUGAAGCGGCCCAUGAACGCCUUCAUGGUGUGGAGCUCUGUUCAGCGCCGCCAGAUGGCGCAGCAGAACCCCAAGAUGCACAACUCUGAGAUCUCGAAGCGCCUGGGCGCGCAUUGGAAGCUGCUGGAUGACGAAGAGAAGCGUCCCUUCGUGGAGGAGGCCAAGCGGCUACGAGCCCGUCACCUCCGCGACUACCCCGACUACAAGUACAGGCCUCGGCGCAAGAGCAAGAACUCGGGCACCGGGUCUGUCCACUUCAGCCAGGGAGGAGGCGGCCUGGCCUGUGGUGGUCCGCACUGGGGGCCCGGGUACACAACUACGCAAGGGAGCAGAGGCUUUGGGUACCAGCCUCCCAACUAUUCGUCAGCCUACCUGCCCGGCAGUUACACCUCUUCCCAUUGUAGACCGGAGGCCCCCUCGUCGUGCUCCCUUCCUCAGAGUGAUCCUAGGCUCCAGGGGGAGCUAAUGCCCUCUUUUCCCACCUACUUAUCCCCGGGCUCUACCACUCCAUACAGUACUUCCCUUGCUGGUGCCCCAUGUCUGUAACCCA